UAUACGCCGCGCCGGCCCCGUCCAAGCUCCAAAGUCCAAACGCAACGGAAUAAACCAAACCCCCCAAUUAGUUCUCCGAAAGGGACACCAUCAACGUCAGCGCCCGGAGAUGGCGGCGAAGAGGAAACGGGGAAAAGGAAGGCCGUCCCUGUCGUCCCCGAUCUCUCCCUCUCGGUACUUAAUCCUCACCUGUGUUAGACAAAAGCAAGCAGAUCGAGAGGCAGCAAGAAACCUCGGCCGGACGAUUUUGGUUUGCUUCCAAGGAAAACCUUCGGCCCGCACACCAUCUAAAUUCCCACCCAAAUCCCAGCUUCCCUUGCGAUUGCAAGCGACCACACGCGAGCAGGAGCAGGCAGGCAGGCAGGGCGUCGUCAAGGAAGGAUGCUGGAGCUCCUGCUGGUGGGGUGCAGCAGCGUGGUGGUGCUCCUCCACGGCGCCAGCCUCUUCCUCCGCGCGCUCUUCGCCCCGCGCCACGCCGUCGCCAGGCCCAUCAGCUUCCUCGGGUUCGUGGCCUGACCUGACCGACCGCGCGCGAUGGGCCAGCCGACGGCUGAUCGGGUGAGGGGUCCCGGGCUCCCGGCCGAGGUGCGCAGAUUGUCGUUGUCCCCCGAUCGUCGCCGAUGGAUUAAGGGGGUUGCUGGUGUGAGUUACGAAACAGAGCCCCCUCGAGUCCUCGACCGAUGUAGAUAGCUUUGCUGGUCACGUUCCUGUGGAUUGUGAAAGAUACGAGUACUCACUGCGCGUGUAAAUUGUCCAAGUUACACCACAUCAACGAACUUUGCGCACAAGUUCGGUUCAUGUAUCUUUGCCUUGCUGCAGCUUAUUAAUUCCUCGGCAGAUCUGAGUAUCGUGCAUGCCUCAUUUGCAUCGCCUACAUGUACAUCCAGUGUAGUGUGUUUGCGCUACUGGCAAGUUCAGACUUCCAGUAGAGCACAGCCGGAGAGCCAGGUGAUCUUCGAUCUGCGCAUCUGCUCCGCGGCUCUACGGCUUGGCAGUUGGCACCGACCCCCCGGGCCGGGCGCGGCCGUGCGUGACCUUUUCCAAGGACCGGUGGACGGCCGCUGUUGGGUUGCGAUACCAGCCCCGCGGCGGGAGUUGCGCGCGGGCGCCGUGGAUUGGUUUAUAAUCAGUGAUGAGACAGUGAGCAGAGUUUAUCUCCUUCAAAAAAAAAAUGAGACUGUGAGCAGCAGCAGCUGAACGUGACCGCAACAACUCGACUCGUUCGUUUUCGUUGCACCGGCUGCCGGCUGGGUACGCCGCUCCCUUUAGUUCUAUUGAGUGUGCUCCCGCUACUAUUGAGACGAACCAGCACUCCAGCAGAUGGUUUGUUCUGAAGUUCUAACUAGGGGUGCAAGUGCAAGCAGGGCGGGCCACGCCGCUAACCCGCACCAUAAGCCCACGAAAACACUGUUAAUCGGUCCAUGUCGUUCAAGCGGGUCUUUGCCGAAUUGCUACAAAACGGUAAACCACUGCAUAAGGAUUAAGUCGUUGAUCCUCAAAUUAUAGCAGCUUUGCAAAAAGAAAAGGAGAGAAAAUAUCAUGCCUGUUUCACGCCUAGCCUUAUGGCUUCCGCUGGGUAGGGGCUACGGGAUUCAGGUUGCUAGGGUUGCUCCACUCCUCCGACCUUCGAAUCCAUGGUGGAAGGUUGGCCCGACGGCGGUCAGCAAGUUGCACUUGUAUCCCUAAUCUAACUUCAAUUGCUUUCGCCAUGCGACUUUGAAAAAAGUUCAAAGCGCAACACAAGCAGCACAACUGUGUAAGUUUGUGGCACCACGAGAAGCUCCGCGCAAAGAGAGGGAGAGAGAAAGAAACCGAGAGUCAACUUUCCGCCCUCCCCCUCCCUUGUCGCCACUCGCGCCUACGGCGAUGGGGAGGUGGUCGCCCUGUAGAUUUAUAGUUUUUCUUUAGUUGCUGCUCGGAUGGCCGUCCGAUGGGUUCUGGUGGUUUGCUGUUCUUGACUCGUUAGUCUCAUCACUGUUUUGGUCGCCAACACUAGAGUUGUCAAAGUUCGUUUAACAAUUCCUUCUCUUCCUCUCCAAAUCCUCUCCUGACUUCUCUCUUUCGCUCCUCCAUUUUGGAUCCGUGGCCUUUCUCGCUAGGGAUUUCGACGAUCAUCUCGCUCAAAAUCAUUUUAUCCUUAAAAUGUAACUUGAGAAUCAUAGACACUAAGUGCCUUAAUUCUCUGGAUCGCUUCAUGCGUGCACCUCAUCCACACGCCUCUCAUCUUGCCAGCUCCCUGCACAGUUGCUAACAUGCCACCAUUGAGCAAUUUUCAUGAUACUGCCACCACGAGGUCAGUGAUCAAAGGGUCCGUGAUGGAGAAGUCUCUGUCACCGAAAUCCCAUCCCAAAACCAAGUUACUUCGUAGAGUCAUUGUUGGAAUCCUUGAUUUGUAAAUCAAGAUGUAGAUCCCGCGCCUAAGAAAUCGAGUGCUAGACAAUGCAAAAAGGUGUUCUGUACCAGGUUACCAAAUUGUCUACUCAGGAGCAAAACCUCCCUCAAAAAAGUACACUUUCUAGUUUCCUGGACUCCAAAUUUAACUGGGAUAACAAGCAGACAUCAAAUCUUUUCUCAGCGGAUGCCUUCUCCUCUGCUAUCUUAUUAGAUUCCCAGGAACCUUACGAAUCAGCAUUCAGGGACGAGAUGAGGAGGCAACGGCUUUGAUAAUGUAUGACUCCAAGCAAGGUCUUCGUCAGUGACAUUACACCAAUACUAAAAACCUACAGAUAUACCGGUACUAGUGCGCUGCUACUUCUCUAAUGGUAUUAGCUGAUGACGUUUCCUAGUUGCCACCUACUUUAACUUGUCAUCUUGUUCGGUAGCAAAUACUAUCCAAUAGCUAGAGAAGAAGACCAUCUAACACGUCAACUACUGCCAUUGCAUUCUGUAUCCAUUCAUGCUCUGAUUAAUCGGCAAGUGGUUGCAUUUAUUCUCUGAACUGUCUGUUAAGAGUACCAACUCGCCGCGCCAUUUUAUAUCGUGAUGAACCGCCAGUUGCAGCGAUUUGGCAUGUCUUAGGACGGGGAAACUUUGGUCUAGUCCACACCAUUUUCUGCUUCAGAAUAAUCCCAACGACCGUGUCUCUAUGUGUGAGCUGCACCUACUAGUAACUCUGACUUGCUUGGUCCCAAUCAUUGUAGACCGGUCUCUCAUCACACAUUUCUGCACCAAAGAUUUUAUAUUUUUUUCCCUUGAGGAAAUGAUAACCGGGGGGUGUCAAGGACCCUGUAUAAAAGCUUCCUAGAGGAGAUGAGGCUUCUUAGCAGAGCUUAAUUUUAGACACGCCUGCCAAUUGGUUACCAAGUAGUGUGCCCAGAGGAUCAAUCUCGCGGUGGUCUGACGAUGAAGAUAGUGCUCAAAGUGGCGAUCACCUGCAAGAAGUGCAAAACCUGCGUCCUGGGAAUCUCCUCGAAAAUUAAAGGGAUCAAGUCGCUGACGUACGACGACGAGAAGAGCACGCUGACGGUGGUGGGCGAGGUGGACGUGGUGGAGAUCGUGGCGGCGCUGCGCAAGGCAAAGCACCCGGCGGAGGUGGUGUCGGUGACCGACGAGAAGAAGGAGGCCGAGGAGAAGAAGAAGAAGGAGGAGGAAGAGAAGAAGAAGAAGGAGGCAGAAGCAGCCAAGAAGAAGUGCUGCUGCCCCAUGCCGUGCCCGAUGUGCCCCAAGCCGUGCCCCACGCCGCCGUGCCCCCCGCCGCCGUGCCCCCCGCCGUACAUGAAGCAGUGCCAGCCAUGCUACAUCCCCAUCGAGGACGAGUACCCCGGCCCCUGCACCAUCGUCUGAGAGAGCGACGCCAUGGUCGUCAAUACCAGUUUGUUGCUGAUAAAAAAAAGCCACAUCCUCUUCCAGCAGGCGCCUGAAUUUCCUCUGUAGCUCUCGCGUCGAUCGGUUUGAAAGAUUUGGUUUCCGUGCACAUUCUCUUUCUGAAGUCUGAAUCUUUUCAUUCUUGAGUGGUCUUCCAUCAUUAGCACUUUAGCAGCCCAGACCGAUCGGUGCCUGAAGGAUAUCAUGUAGUGGCAAUGGCAACUGUCAACACUCAACAUUCCAGUAAUAGCUAUCUAUAGCUUUGUAACAUGCAUCCUUUGCUCAAAAAAAAAAGCAUCCAAUCGAAUGCCAAGAUUAAGAUGCCAAUGCAAGAAAUUCCGAACAUCCCAAAGUUCGUUAUUAAGAA
Molecule: messenger RNA, 4171 nt
Organism: Panicum hallii
Lineage: Eukaryota; Viridiplantae; Streptophyta; Magnoliopsida; Poales; Poaceae
Product: heavy metal-associated isoprenylated plant protein 43-like
Exons: 4
Coding region: 3343-3783 (146 amino acids)
Molecular function (GO): metal ion binding
Source: RefSeq, a predicted model, not a curated record